Messenger RNA from Melampsora larici-populina 98AG31, 687 nucleotides. RefSeq lists its product as uncharacterized. The transcript is spliced from 2 exons. The record is from RefSeq and is a predicted model, not a curated record. Bases 1 to 687 code for a protein of 228 amino acids. NCBI's taxonomy places the organism in Eukaryota, Fungi, Basidiomycota, Pucciniomycetes, Pucciniales, Melampsoraceae.
AUGAAAGUCGCCUCCUGGAUCCCUCUCAUCAUCGCAUCGAUCGCAUUCAGCAUUCAAGGUCUCCCCUCAGCGUACAAAUCAAGUCUCCUUGAGGUUCCGGAUGAAGCGCAAGAUAUCAUGUCAUGGGCCCGUACAGACCCCAUGCUAGAGCCAGUUGAAAGGAAAGGCAACGUUGGUGGAGCAGUGGAUGCAGUGGAGCCUACCGAUUCGAAGCAACAUCUAUAUCCCUGCCGAAUCCUUAGCAAGCGGGCAUCAAAGUAUCCAUCAAGCGAAGCGAUAUUGAGGCAGUGCCUUGAGAAUCGUGCAAAAAGCAGCAUGCGAGUCCGAAUUGACGCCCAAAAGGAAGCACAACGAACGAAAAAUUAUGGGAAGUGGUUUUUUCUGUACCGAAUUGGCUACGACAUCAAGGAUGAUUUGGCUCUUCAGUGGCGAAGGGUAGUGCGCUGGUUAAGGAUGCAUUGGCGGGCUUGGAAGCGGAAAAUUUCAGGCAUGAGGAGAGCUGAGAAUUUGCCAAAGCAGAAGAUGUCAGCAAUCAUCCUUUUAGGCGCUGUUUCAAGAUUGAUUGGAAUUGAAUGCGGGUUCAGACAAAAGGAUAUACUGGCAAGUAUGAAAUACCAAGACAUGAAGGUGUCAAGGUUCUCUUCGCAAGGUCUCACCAUGAUCGAUAAGAUGGGGAAAGAGGAUUAA